Fasciola hepatica (liver fluke) is the source of this 579-nucleotide messenger RNA. NCBI's taxonomy places the organism in Eukaryota, Metazoa, Platyhelminthes, Trematoda, Plagiorchiida, Fasciolidae. The record is from the annotation of a GenBank genome assembly.
AUGAAACACGACAGCAAACUAAUGCACGGUUUUGACAUUCGGUUUGUUCAGUCGUUACAAUGUUUCACCCAUAAACUGAUUAUCCUCGGAUGUUUAUGUCUUUUUGUUCAUGGAUGUGAAUAUAUCAGGAAAAUCGGGGAUGGUUGUACUAGAGAAUGGGACCUUUUCGAUGGAUAUCCCAUUGAACUUAUCCAACAGGCCUCGGAGUCGGUAUCACAUGAUUAUGUUGAAGAACAAUUCCACACUAAACAUUCACGGUUUGCAGGCUACACAGAAAUAACGUGGAACAGUGAGCAAAAACCAUCCUAUUACCUGUUGGAAUUCCAAAUAUUCAGUUAUAAUGGGAGCUGGCCGGAAAAUGGAACAACUCACUUUUACACAUGCUGUGAGAAAAAUACUGAUUUCGCCAGGAACAAUGGAACCUUCGACUUCAGUGGGACAAAUCAACGUGUGGUAUGUUGUAACUUUUACGAUCCUGUGCGUGUUGUUGAAUUUUAUUGUAUACUUUUUACAUUUUUGAUCAUAAACAUCAGUGAUUCUGUUUCAAAACACGAACAAGUUUCACUACUUCUUCAAUAA